This is a messenger RNA of Zootermopsis nevadensis, 1871 nucleotides long. RefSeq names its product Ste20-like kinase (gene Stlk). Gene Ontology annotation, biological process: activation of protein kinase activity; protein export from nucleus; protein phosphorylation. Lineage: Eukaryota; Metazoa; Arthropoda; Insecta; Blattodea; Termopsidae. Gene Ontology annotation, molecular function: ATP binding; protein serine/threonine kinase activator activity; protein kinase activity. Gene Ontology annotation, cellular component: serine/threonine protein kinase complex. The record is from RefSeq and is a predicted model, not a curated record.
ACGUAUUCGAAUUAACAUCAACUGCCGAAAAUUGCAAUAAUAGUGUGUCGUACUAGUAUUGUCAUUGGUCUUAUACAGGAAACAGUAUUACACUGGCAUUCGGUAUCAACAUUAGCAGUUACAUGUGCAGAAUUGUAAAACUCAUUAUUCAAGCGACUGAGGUGUAGCCAACUCAUGUUCACGGAAUGUAUUAUAUAUUUAAUCUGGUAAACGGUAUGCAUGGCACCAUACGUUAGGAAUAAAAUCAUAUGAUUCUGCCUGAAAAUAAGCCAACGCAAGUUGCUGUACCCGGAUAUUCACGUCGGCUGAUUUUGUUUACACACUCCAUUUUCAAGUAUUGGUGUAAUGAUUGAAUAGUCGUAGCGCAUAUUAAAGUUCAACUGUUUUACGAAACAUGGCUGUGUGCGUUAAUGUUUAAGGUAUGGGAAUUGGCUAAUUUCUGUUAGAAUAUUAUUGAGUGUGAUAUGGUUAGCAAAUGAAUAGUUUGCCACUGCGUAUGUACAAAUAAAUUUUUGAAGCACAGCAUUGAUAUGCUGAUGUUUGAAGCAGACCCUGCACAUUACCAGUUGUGCUCGGAUUUGGGUCAUUGCUGUGAAGAUAUUGCUACAGUCCAUCUUGCCAGACAUCUCCCUUCUGGUACACUGGUUGCUAUUAAAAAAUUUAACAUGGACAAAUCAAAGCAAGAAGCAAAUCUUAUCCAGCAUGAGAUAAUCCUGACAAGACAGCUGCAGCACCCUAAUGUUCUGCCAUACUAUGCAGCAUUUGUGUCUGGUCCAGAGGUGGUCGUUGUGGCACCCCUGAUGGCAUAUGGUUCUUGCAGGGAUCUGCUGUCUAGUCAUUUUACAGAUGGUCUUCCUGAGGCAGCCAUUGCUUUCAUUCUUCGCGAUGUUCUCCAAGGACUAGAUUAUGUCCAUCGAAAGGGAUACAUUCACAGAGCAAUACGUGCCAGCCACAUUUUAGUGUCAAGUUGUGGACGGGCGUGCCUAUCUGGGCUGCGUUAUGCAUGUCGGAUAGUAGAGCAUGGUCGUUGGCAGCGUUCUGUGCACUCCUUCCCUUGCAGCACAGCGUGCAACCUAAACUGGCUGAGUCCUGAGGUGCUGGAGCAGAAUUUGCAUGGAUACAAUGAGAAAUCAGAUGUGUACAGCAUAGGAAUGACAGCGUGUGAACUUGCAAAUGGAGUCGUUCCAUUUGCACACACGCCAACCACGCUGAUGCUGACGGAAAAGGUCCGAGGCUGUGCGCCACAGUUGUUGGACCACUCUACACUGCCAUCUUUAUAUGAUGACGAUGGGGGACAGCAGUCAGCACUCCACGACUCUGGUGUAGGGGACAGCGUGGCCAGCAACAUGAUGCAAUUGAAGGCCGUGCAGCAGCGGAGGUUCUCGGAACCCUUUCACCAGUUAGCUGAGUUGUGCCUCCAGAGGGACCCCACCCUGCGGCCAUCGGCCAGUCAGCUCCUCGCACACUCCUUCUUCAAGCAGUGCCGUCAACGUCAUGCCGACACCGCCCCAACUGUGCCGCGCCUCCUGCACCCGGUCAUGCCAAUCUGUGAUCGCAGGGUUGACAGCCAAGAUGAUUUGGCUUCCAUCUUGGCUGCUGAGAAGCUCGCAGAGUUAGAAAUUGAACCUGACCAGUGGGACUUCUGAACUGCCUUGUUUGCAGCUCUUCUAUGAAGAGUUGUUCUGCUGACUACAAGUGUCUUAACUCCCUGCUUAUGCAUCAGCUUCCUUCUGUUCGUGUAAUGGCUUGAAGGCAGCGUUAUAAUUAUUGUAAUAUAGAAGAGCAUAAUGAUGGUACAAAGAACCACAAAAUAUGUAAUUUAUGUUGUAAAAAUGUGAUAGGGAAUAAAGGAACUGUUAUCUUAAUGCUUA